Messenger RNA from Bursaphelenchus xylophilus (pine wood nematode), 4254 nucleotides. The record is from the annotation of a GenBank genome assembly. NCBI's taxonomy places the organism in Eukaryota, Metazoa, Nematoda, Chromadorea, Rhabditida, Aphelenchoididae.
AUGAAUUUCAAAGCUUUUUUCUUCCUGUUGCUAGCAAAUAUUGUUGAAUGUUUUGAUGGAGAAAUAUUGAAAUAUUCUCUGAACAUUGAUUUGACGCCUUUCUACAUUGAUCGUAAGGUUCCAUGAUUUUUAAAAUACGUUUUUGUUCCUUACUCUUUUUGGUGGUUUUUUCAGACGAAGACAUAUUUAAUGGACAUGUCGGAAUCCAUUUAAAAUUGAACAAGCCUUCGAGUGAGCUGAUUCUGGAUGCUGAAAAUCUAAAAAUCUCGUUGGUUAAAGUGAAUAAUACAGUUGUAAAAGGGUCGCUCAAAGAGAAGAAGGUCCAUAUCAGCGGCCAGUUCAAAAACGCUGAUUAUUUUGUGGAUAUCGGGUACUCCGGGAUCAUAAAUAAUCAUAAGACUGGAGGAUUGUACAAAGUUCUAUACAAGAAAAAUACAAAGUAAGUUAUUGCUUGGAAUUUGGUAAAAUACGGAAUUCUCAUUUUUUUCAAAAUUUUUUUACGCCAAGUGGAAUGAUUUGUCAGCGGAACCCGACUGAACUUUGUUUCAGAGCCCUCCUGGCCACUCAUUUGGAGCCUGAAAAGGCAAGAGCUGUCUUCCCAUGCUUUGACGAUCCCAAUUUGAAAGCAAAAUUUCAACUAUCAAUUACCCUUCCAAAAGGCUUAACGUCCUUCAGCAACACUGAAAUUCUCAGUAGAUCAACCAUUUCGUAAGCUGUAGAUGUGCAAUUAUAUUUAUCAACUUACUUUAGUGAUCGACUUGAGAAAGUUGUCUUCGAUGAAACCCUUUCAAUGUCCACAUUCUUAUUCGCGCUUGUUGUUGGCGAGUUUAGAGUCAAAGAAAUCAAAUACAAGAAGCGGGUGGACUUACGCAUAGCUACGGUUAUUGAAAAUAAGGAAUUGCUGGACAAAGUUAUGGGGUAUGCAGUCGACUGUCUUGAAUCAAUGGAAGAAUACACUCAAGUGGAAUAUCCAAUGAACAAACUGGGUAGGCAUGAGAAAACACAAAAUACAAAAGGUGUUUUGAGGGUAGACGUAUUCCGGCCAUAUCUUUACAGUUUUUUCGUCGAAAAAACUUGAUUUUAUGAAUGUAUAAGCAUUGCCUUCUUCGUCGUAAAUCAGGCUGAAAUUUUUUGUUAAAAAAGUGUCAAAUUUUGGCCAAGCUUGGACUGAAAAUCUCAGCUCUUUCUGCAAAGCACAUGCCAGAAAUCUCGCAUAUGUCAUAAAAAAUCAUGUUGAGUUUAGCCAAGUUUGAUUAAUAUCUGAGCGUCGCCCGUCAAUCUGACAAGGAAAGUACUUUUAUGGGGGCUCCUACCUUUUGACGGGACAUAUCUCAAAAAAUCAGAAAAAAUGUGCUGAUCAAGGAUAUAUAAAUCCUAGCUGCCCAUUGUAGGUUUUUAGGGGUGAAAACUCGAUCGGAAGUUGACUUAAAGUCCUAUAUGAACCCCUUUUCGCUUAAUUUUUCACAGGUUUACAAUUUUUAUUUUGGCUUAAAAUAAUGUUUAAUGAGUUUCUAAGACGUAAUAAAUCAGUCUUGGCACAAAAAUUUAUUUUUCCGACCUUCAUCUUCAAAAAAAGUUGAUUCGGCCCAAAAAGUAAAUCGAACCCGUGCGGCCUCCUCCCUCUUGAUUCCCAGACUACGGCACUAACCACUCGGCCACACCGCUCUCGUCCGAAGGAAGAGACCGACCGCGCUUUUUAUCGUUUCGAAUGCCCGCGCCUUUUGUAGGGAAAUUAAGCCAGUUUUUGGGUAUUUCACCCCUAAAAACCUAAAAUGGGCAACUAAGAUUUAUAUAUCCUUGAUCAGCACAUUUUUUCUGAUUUUUUGAGAUAUAAAGCGGGAGAUAAAAGAUUUUCUAAAAAAUUUUUGAAAUUUUUCUGUUUUUACUUUUUUUUUUUAAAAAAAGUAAAUUUUCAGUUUACUUUCCGGAAAAUGCAAAAUAAAGUCAAUUUUGUUUCUGGCUUUCCGACUUCAAGGUCGGGAGUAGGAUCGGAUCUUACUCCCCGCUCGGAGUCGUGGAAAGUCAGAGAUUGUUUUUACUCUCAUCCUCUUUUUGGCCCUGCACUGCAGGUUGCAAGGUUGACGCCAAGUCUUUCCCCGAUGUGUCAAGUUUUUCUCUUCCGAAAAAAUUAUUUUUAUUCUUGUGCGAUAUUGUGAAGCUAUUUUCUCCACGAACAUGAGCUGAAAAGUGAUCAAGUAAGUUAGCAUUAGCAAGAGGAGAUGUACUUUUGUCAUUUGACACCUAAAAUUCCCCUUUUAUUUCAGAGGAAGGUACAAAAUUUUUCCAAUUCGUAAAGCUUCAUGACCAUGGAUAAUGUAAGUGCGCUUAUCGCGUUUUUUGCUACGAGUUCAAGGUUCUACGUCGUUUAGGGGAGACCCCACUCUCAUGUAUAUUCUCCAUGUAUGAAACCCCAUCAAUUUUGAGGAAUAACGACGUAAAAAUUUCAAAUACUAAGUUAUUGUAACAACGUUAUUUGAGCCUUAUUACGUUAUGACCUCAGUUUAGAACGCCUUCGCGGCAAAAAUCCGGCAAAUCUGAGCGGAUUUCGAUAUUGUACAUGACACCUAGAUAUUAAAAUUGGUGGCGCUUGAUAGAUAGAGAAUAUAACAAAACUAAAGAGUGAGGUGUCCUCUAGAACUCGCCAGCCUAGAACUGUUAACUCCAAUAACGGAACAACAAACGCGAUAAGCGCACUUACAUUAUCCAUGGUCAUGAAGCUUUACGAAUUGGAAAAAUUUUGUACCUUUCUCUGAAAUAAAAAGGGAAUUUUAGGUGUCAAAUGAAUGAAGAACAUCUCCUCAUACUAAUAACAACUUACUUGUCUAGUAUUCAUGCCAUCUUCAUGUAGAAACAGGCUGCACAAUAUCGAAAAAAGGAGAAAAAUAAUUUUCUUCCGGGAAAGAGAAAUUUGACACAUCUGGGAAUUCCCGGGUGAUCAACGCUCGGGCGCAGCUCACAAAAAUAGUUUUGAAGAAAAUAAGUUGGCGUGAAGGUGAGUAAAAACGGCAUCCUCCUCACCAGCCAAAAUGUGCGAGCCAUUUUUGUUUCAACUUUCGGGAUCGACCUUUUGGCGAGCCAUUUUUGAUCCAACUUUCCAAAAAUUUGUCGUUCGGAGUAAGAAUGUUUUUUGACUUUCCGAAAUCGAAAAUUUCCGGAAAUUUUUGAAAAUUUACUUUUUUUUAAAAAAAAAAGUAAAAACAGAAAAAUUUCAAAAAUUUUUCAGAAAAUCUUUUAUCUCCCGCUUUAUAUGUCCCGUCAAAAAGUAGGAGCCCCCAUAAAAGUACUUUCCUUGUGAGAUAAGCUAAAACAGUCCGGUGAAUGGGAUCGGCAAUUUGCCCAAAAAAAGACGCGAAAAAACGUUUUGUCGGGGAAUAAAUGGGGAAUUUUUGGGGCGAGAGAGUACGAUUUUGCGUGUCUUUUUUCUCUCUUUCUCUGGAAAUCAAGACGAAAUGUAAAAAACCGAUAGCGAAGGGUCUAUUCCGGUCACCGGACUCCUCAGUUUGACGUGCGUCGCACUUCGAGCAUUUCUUCUGUUAAUUAAAUUAGGCCCUUUUUGUGUAUCCCUCGUUCCCCAGUUUUUUUGAUCAAUAAAAGUUAGGUAUCAAUCAAAACCACAUUUUGAUGUUCCAGACCACAUCGACGUCCUUCGAAUGCCCACUUUGGCUAUGCAAAAUUUUGGCCUUAUUACUUACUCCAACUCAUUUGGCGUUACAUCAGACCUCGAGAUCAAGGAAGAGUUGGAACAGCGCCGUUUGGUUUGUCACGAAACCGCUCAUCAAUGGUUUAGCAAUAUCAUCACCACAAAUGAUUGGGGUCAAAUCUUUUUGCAUGAAGGAUUUGCAACUUACUUUGAAGAUAUCGUAUUUAAAACUUCAACAAAUGAUGAGAAAAUAGCAUUGGAAACAAAGAGAGUUCAGAAUUUCCAGGAAGGAAUUCAAGAGAAAUUAUUUAAUGGACAUCCGAUUAUUUCGAAGAAGUUUGUUUCCGAUGGUAAGUAAAGAACAUAUAACACGUUGAUCGAUAUUUUUAGAGACAGUGUAUUUGAGUGCUGGCGCUGUUAUUCAAAUGGUUGAGAAUGUAAUUGGAAGAGAAAAAUUUAGAAAUUCAAUUCAAAUUUUGAUCGAGGAGCAUUUUCUUGGUAAUUUUGAUUACAAUGACGUCAUCAACGCUUUUGAAAAAGUAAGAAAGUCGUCUAAGAAAGUGGUAUUUUUUGACACAAACGAAGUUAUAGCGUAUUUAAGAGCGAAGGAAUAA